AAAAAAAAAAAAAUAAUAAAUAGGCUACAGGCUUUUCCUGAGUUUUUUUAACUUCGUCCCAUUCUCUAUCUCUCUCUCUCUCUCUCAAAUCGAUCCUGUCUCUGCCAACCUAGGGCAGAAGUUGAAGCCGGCUCUGCCAACCUAGAGCAGAAAUCAACGCGGCCUCCAACCACCAGCUUCUUCUCUCAUCCGUCAGCAGUACCCCCGCGACUUCCCUCUUUUCCUUAGUCUCUCCAUCUCAACCUCCAGAUCUAGGAAAUGUACAAUAAUGUGGGAGCCCAGCCUGGAGUGCCAAUACCGCCUGCAACUUCGCAGCCAAAUCCGUUUGGAAAUACGUUUUACGGUGCCGGUUCAGGACUUAUCCGUGGUGGAUUGGGCGCGUAUGGAGAGAAAAUUUUAGGAUCAAGUUCUGAGUAUGUACAAAGCAAUAUCAGUAGGUAUUUCUCUGAUCCUCAAUACUACUUCCAAGUGAAUGACCAGUAUGUCCGGAACAAGUUGAAGGUUGUUCUAUUUCCAUUUCUUCACAGGGGCCACUGGACAAGAAUAACUGAACCAGUAGGAGGCAGGCUGUCUUAUAAACCCCCAAUCUAUGACAUCAAUGCACCAGACCUGUACAUUCCAUUUAUGGCAUUUGGUACCUAUGUGGUACUGGCUGGCUUCUCAUUGGGUCUUCAAGGAAAGUUUAGUCCUGAAGCUCUAAACUGGUUGUUUAUCAAGGGAUUGCUUGGCUGGUUUAUGCAAGUUGCACUACUGAAAGUAACAUUGCUUUCCUUGGGUGGUGGUGAGGCACCAUUGCUGGACAUGGUGGCAUAUGCUGGCUAUGCUUUCACAGGGUUGUGCUUGGCCGUACUUGGACGGAUUGUGUUGAGUUACUCAUACUAUUUUUUGAUGCCUUGGACCUGUUUAUGCAUGGGAGUUUUCUUGGUGAAGACUAUGAAAAGAGUCCUUUUUGCAGAGGUGAGGAGUUAUGAUUCAAGCAAGCAUCAUUAUCUUUUGCUCUUUAUCGCUUUGGCGCAGUUCCCUCUUUUUACAUGGCUUGGCAACGUUAGUGUUAAUUGGCUUAUAUAAGACAGCUAAUUUUAUAUGGGGUAGAACCAAUUCUUGUUUAUAGCAGUUUCUGAAAUCUUGUAUACAAUUUUCUUUGUAUUCAAUUUGGUCCACCACGUUUGCUCCUGCAUUAAAGUAGUUUUACUUGGAAAUUCGUCACUGAA
Molecule: messenger RNA, 1211 nt
Organism: Prunus dulcis (almond)
Lineage: Eukaryota; Viridiplantae; Streptophyta; Magnoliopsida; Rosales; Rosaceae
Product: protein YIF1B-like
Exons: 5
Coding region: 259-1068 (269 amino acids)
Biological process (GO): endoplasmic reticulum to Golgi vesicle-mediated transport
Cellular component (GO): endoplasmic reticulum membrane; Golgi membrane; COPII-coated ER to Golgi transport vesicle
Source: RefSeq, a predicted model, not a curated record